AUGUCAACAGAUUUAUCAGGUUUGGCUAUACGAGAAUCACAAUUAAAAGUAGAACUAUCUUCGAUCAAUGGACGAAUUGAAUCUCUCAUUCAACAGCGUGAAAUUGUCAAGGCCGAAUAUGAGCAGGUGAAACACCAACUUGCUGUAGCUAGAUUGAAGUCCAGUGAAACUUCAGGAGUAUGCACUGAAUACACUGAUCAACUAUUUCCCUGGACUGCAGAAUUGAAUCGUGUGCGUCUUGAACUUUUUCAUAUUGUUGAAUUUCGUCCUCUUCAAUUGCCUGCUAUCAACGCAUUCCUCGAUGGGAGGGAUGUCAUCCUAGUUAUGCCAACUGGCGCUGGGAAAAGCCUUGUUUAUCAACUACCGUCAUACCUCGAAACCCCAGAACAUCAAGGAACAUUUACUUUGGUGAUAAGUCCCCUCGUGUCAUUGAUGACGGAUCAAGCUAUUGGGCUACGGCGAUUGGGUAUUCCUGAGUCUUCGGUUGUGGUUCUUGAUGGAUCUUCUUCACCCUCAGAUCAGCAGAAGAUUCUUGUUUCUAUAAGUGGAGAUGAUAAAAAUAAAAAGUUGAGCAAAUCGAAGCGUCUCAUGAAUAGGUUGGAGAAAGCCUAUGCCAAAGGUCGUUUGGGCCGCAUCGCUGUGGAUGAAGUGCAUUGUGUGAGCCAGUGGGGUCAUGACUUUCGACCUGACUACAAAUUUCUUCAUGUACUGCGCACUCAAUUCCCCCAAGUGCCCAUUCUCGGACUCACUGCCACAGCAUCCACGGAGGUGGUUCUUGAUGUUCAGAAGAUGCUCGGUCUACAACAGCAGCGUUGUCUUGUUCUGAGAUCAUCGUAUAAUCGGCCGAAUUUGAGGUACAAGGUGCGUUUUCAAUCUUCCUCGAUUACCACUUCCUACUCUACUAUAUGUGAUCUUUUGAAGACAGAAUUUAGAGGUCAAUCGGGCAUUGUCUAUUGUAUUUCGCAAAAGGACACCGAGAGUCUGGCUGAAUAUCUCAACAAGGAGUCAAUCGGAGCUGCUUUCUACCACGCUAAUGUCGAUCCGUGUCGUCGUGAACGAGAUCAUAUCGCUUGGUUGGACGGGAAACUUCAAGUUAUUGUUGCCACAGUGGCCUUUGGAAUGGGAAUCGACAAACCUGAUGUUCGAUUCGUGAUUCACCUUUCGCCAAGCAAGAGUGUGGAGAACUACUACCAGGAGUCGGGUCGUGCAGGACGUGAUGGGCAGCCAAGUCAAGUGAUUUUGCUAUGGCGCCUAUCAGAUCUCUUCCGUCUAGCCAACAUGGUUUUUGCUGAACAGACUGGUCUUCCGAAACUAAACCAGAUGAUUGGCUAUGUUGUGGAAACUAAGCGAUGCCGCAGACAGUUAAUUGCUGAGGGUCUGGGGUACUCGGACUGGCGAGCUGAUCAUUGUGAAGAGUUUUCAUGUGAUAUAUGCUCAAGAGUCGACGAUUCACCUGGAUAUGAGAUUGAUGCCAGCGAUUUUGUCAAGAGAAUGUUUGAUGUACUCGAUGAGAACCGACGUAGAUCUCAACGUCUGACAGGAGUCAAAUUGGUUGACUUGUUAGUGAAAGACAGUGGAGUUGCAGAUGAACUCUCAAAUAGGCUAUCGUUCCACUUGAACCGUCGGCAGCACAUUCGUCUUUGUGAAUACCUCCUCUCUUGGUGUCUUUGUCACGGGGUCCUAACACUGGAUUUUCAUUUCACGCCAUACUCUACCAUUGCAUAUGUCGUAGCGGCUUCAGUGAAGGGAGUUGACAUGAAGGUUCGGCUUCCUGAUGAUGUUUUGACUGGUGAAGAAACACCGAAGGCGUCAAGAAAACGAGCUCCUCCUACUCCAACUAUUGAAUUGGACUCGGAUUAA
Molecule: messenger RNA, 1860 nt
Organism: Rodentolepis nana
Lineage: Eukaryota; Metazoa; Platyhelminthes; Cestoda; Cyclophyllidea; Hymenolepididae
Source: the annotation of a GenBank genome assembly